Orycteropus afer afer is the source of this 1626-nucleotide messenger RNA. RefSeq names its product butyrophilin like 9 (gene BTNL9). Lineage: Eukaryota; Metazoa; Chordata; Mammalia; Tubulidentata; Orycteropodidae. Gene Ontology annotation, cellular component: external side of plasma membrane. The transcript has 10 exons. Gene Ontology annotation, molecular function: signaling receptor binding. The record is from RefSeq and is a predicted model, not a curated record. The coding region runs from base 1 to 1626 and encodes 541 amino acids. Gene Ontology annotation, biological process: regulation of cytokine production; T cell receptor signaling pathway.
AUGGCAGAUUUCCCAGUCUCCCUGAAAUCCUUGCAGCUUGUAACUCUGCCCAGCUGUCUCUUCUUCCUCACCAACCUCUUCCUCCUCUUCCCACCUGGGAAGCCAAACUUAGAGGACAUCAAGGUGGUAGGCCCUGGGGAAUCCAUCCUGGCCCUCGUUGGGGAAGAAGUGGAGUUCUCAUGCCACCUGUCACCGUACCUGGACGCUGAGCACAUGGAGAUCCUCUGGUUCCGGAGCCGGGCCUCUGAUGUGGUCCACCUGUACCAGGAGCGGCAGGAGCUCUCCAGCCGGCAGAUGGCAGAGUUCCAGAAUAGGACCAAACUCAUCAAGGAUGAAAUCAGAGAUGGCAGCGUGAUCCUGCAGCUCCAUAGUGUCAUCCCAUCUGACGAGGGUCCCUACGGAUGCCGCUUCAUCUCCAGUGACUUCACUGGGGAAGUUAUCUGGCAGUUGGAGGUAGCAGGGCUAGGAUCAGACCCUCACAUCUCCCUUGAGGGCUUCAAGGAGGGAGGUAUUCACCUGAGGUGCAGCUCCAAUGGCUGGUACCCCAAGCCCAAGAUUCAAUGGAGAGACCAUCAAGGACAGUGCCUGCCUCCUGAGUCUGAAGCCAUCAUUCAGGAGGCCCAGGGCCUGUUCAGUCUGGAAACAUCUGUGGUCUUCCGAGAGGGAGCCCACAGCAAUGUGUCCUGCUCCAUCCAGAACCCCCUCCUCGUCCAGAAGAAAGAGUUUGUGGUCCAGAUAGCAGAUGUUUUUUUACCCAGAACCUCCCCCUGGAAGGGAGCUUUCCUUGGGACACUGGCAGUACUGCCGCUGCUCCUCGCUCUCCUAAUGAUAAUGGUGCUGUACUUUUUUCAGAAGCAACGGAGAACUCAAGAGAAGCUAAAGAAGCUGGCAGAGAAGGAAAAAGGGAAACUCACAGCAGAGCUGGGGAAGCUUCAGACAGAACUUGACUGGAGAAGAGCUGAAGGCCAGGCUGAAUGGAGAGCAGCCCAAAGAUAUGCAGUGGACGUGACUCUGGAUCCAGCCUCAGCGCACCCCAGCCUGGUUGUCUCUGAGGAUUGCAAGAGCGUGUCCUCCCGCGCAGAGGCGACUAGCCUGGCCGCGGGCAACCCGCAGAUGUUCCUUGAGCAGACGUGCGUGCUGAGCCAAGAGCGCUUCUCAGCAGGCCGCCACUACUGGGAGGUGCACGUGGGCCGCAGGAGCCGCUGGUUCCUGGGCGCGUGCCUGGCAGAAGUGCCUCGAGCGGGGCCUGCGCGCCUGAGCCCCGCCGCCGGCUACUGGGUAAUGGGGCUGUGGAAUGGUUGUGAGUACUUCGUGCUGGACCCGCACCGCAUCGCGCUCACCCUGCGCGUGCCCCCGCGGCGUGUGGGCGUCUUCCUCGACUGUGAGGCUGGAAAGUUGUCCUUCUUCAAUGUGUCCGAUGGUUCCCACAUCUUCACCUUCACCGACACUUUCUCUGGGCCGCUCUGUGCGUAUUUCAGGCCCAGAGCCCACGAUGGCAGCGAACACACGGAUCCCCUGACCAUCUGCCAGUUACCCGUUAAAGGGACAUGCAUCCUCGAAGAGGACGACAGUGACACCUGGUUACAGCCCUAUGAGCCUUCAGACCUCACCCUGGGCCUGUGGUGA